This is a messenger RNA of Vavraia culicis subsp. floridensis, 2286 nucleotides long. Its product is annotated as DNA repair helicase rad25. NCBI's taxonomy places the organism in Eukaryota, Fungi, Microsporidia, Pleistophoridae. Gene Ontology annotation, biological process: nucleotide-excision repair; transcription initiation at RNA polymerase II promoter. Gene Ontology annotation, cellular component: transcription factor TFIIH holo complex; transcription preinitiation complex; nucleotide-excision repair factor 3 complex. The transcript has a single exon. Bases 1 to 2004 code for a protein of 667 amino acids. Gene Ontology annotation, molecular function: 3'-5' DNA helicase activity; ATP binding; hydrolase activity. The record is from RefSeq and is a predicted model, not a curated record.
AUGGCAGAGGUAUUCCUUCCGAAACAAGCACAUAGAGAAGCGCCAACGUAUGAGCGCAUCGUGCUGAAAGACAAUCACCUCGACUAUCCCUUUUGGGUCAAUUAUGACGGAAUUAUCAUACUUGAGACAUUCUCGCCGCUUUUCAAAGCGGCAACAGACUUUCUCAUCGCUAUAUCUGAGCCUAUAUCAAGACCAAAGCACAUUCAUGAAUACAAAAUAACAUCUUACUCGCUGUACGCAGCUGCAUCAGUAGGUCUUAACACGGAUGAUAUUCUUUUCUCGCUUGACCGGCUCUCAAAAAAUGUGAUUCCUAAGUGCAUAAGAAAAUUUAUAAUCGCUUGUACGCUGUCGUACGGUAAGCUAAAACUGAUUUUACGUGAAUCGAAAUACUUCAUUGAGAUUUUGAACGAAGAUGUGCUUAAGACCGUGCUUAAAGAUUCGCAAAUAUCGACCGCGUUGAUUCAACAGGAAGUUGUUUCUGCCGAUGAUAUGUCCGAAAACACGGCAUCGCUGACAUAUGAGAUCCGACCGGAACAUCUGGAAUGCUUGAAGAAGAGGUGCAUCGAAAUUGAUUUUCCGCUGAUUGAAGAAUACGACUUCAGAAAUGAUAAAAAGCUCAAAGAAAUUGACAUGGAACUGAAGAACAAUAUAGUAAUAAGGACGUAUCAGGAGAUAAGUCUCAACAAAAUGUUUGGAAACGGUCGAGGCAGAAGUGGAAUAAUCGUGUUGCCAUGCGGGAGCGGCAAGACCCUGGUGGGCAUCACAGCAAUUUGCACAAUUAAAAAACCGACAUUAGUGCUCUGCACGAGCGCUGUCUCGGUGGAACAAUGGAAAGCACAGAUAAAGCAAUUUACGAACGUGAAGGACGACGAUAUUGCGUGUUUUACCAGCGAGCGAAAGGAUGUAUGUGACUCUGUGAUUGUAUCAACGUAUACGAUGCUAUGCUUUUCAGGAAAACGGUCAUACGAGGCACAAAAGGCGAUGGAUCACAUAAAAAAUACAGAAUGGGGAUUGCUCAUUCUUGAUGAGGUGCAUGUGGUUCCCGCUCAGAUGUUCAGAAAAGUCCUCGGUUUGGUGUCUCAUCACUGUAAGCUGGGGCUAACGGCUACAUUGUUACGUGAGGAUGACAAAAUUGAGGAUCUCAAUUUUCUCAUCGGGCCCAAGCUCUACGAGGCAGAUUGGCAGUAUCUGAGCAUGCAGGGGCACAUCGCCACAGUCUCAUGUUUUGAGGUUUGGUGCUCCAUGACAAAUCAUUUCUACUCUGCGUAUCUUCGGCAGAACACGAGAAAGCGCAGGGUUAUCGCCAUAAUGAAUCCUAUCAAGUUCCAAACCACACAGUACCUGAUAAACAUGCACGAGAAGCGAGGGGACAAAAUUAUAGUGUUUUCAGAUAAUGUACACGCGCUUAAGAGCUAUGCACUGAAGCUGGGUAAGCCUUACAUUUACGGUCCCACAGGACAACAGGAAAGAAUGAAGAUUCUCAAGCAGUUCCAGACCAAUCCCAUGAUUAACACGCUUUUUCUUUCUAAAGUGGGUGACACCUCGAUUGAUCUGCCUGAAGCAACAUGUUUAAUACAGAUCAGCAGCCAUUUUGGCAGUCGAAGACAGGAAGCACAGCGGCUUGGCCGCAUUCUCCGCGCGAAACGAAGAAAUGAUCCUGGCUUCAAGGUGUAUUUCUACUCGUUAGUCUCGAAAGACACAGACGAAAUGUACUACUCCACAAAAAGACAGCAGUAUCUGAUCGACCAGGGAUACACCUUCAAAGUCUUUGACGACAUGAAAAUGGAUAAUUUUGAUAAUCGAGUGUUUAAAACAAAGGAGGAGCAGAAAGAAUUGCUUGCAAGUAUUUUACUGGCCUCUGAGAAGGAAUUGGAGAGCGAAGAUGUUGAAGAAACUGUUGUGAAUCAGAAAAGCCUGAAAAGCGUAAGUAACGUGGAGGGCGUAGCAUAUGUAGAAAAGAAGAAAAAAAUUACCAGACAAAUAUUUGGAAAGAAGAAACAUUAAAAAUGUACUGUGUCAUGAUUUUCAUCCGUGCAUGACAUGCGUACUAUGCUUCUCAAUGAACUUUCUUUCACAGUGUGUUCGUUGAUAAACCGUAGGGACUCCGUAAACAAUUGAAUAAAGUUUAGGAGAACUACCGAAUUACCAAAAGCUUUUUCCCUCAAUGUCACGGUGCAGUCGUUUAAUUAUCCUAGUUUUUUAUAAAUUGUCAUUUAUCUUGCAAAUAACGUAUAAUUAGACUGUUCCAGUGUAGAGCAGCCAAGUGAAAAGUAAUAGGCAAUAAUA